AAAAGCAUUAUUUAUUGUUUUAACUGAAAGAGAAAUUAUGCUGAAAAUUUUCCUGAAAUGUGCUACAAGAACUUUUGUUAUCAGAAGUCAGUUUGUGAGAAUUUAUCAAAAGUAAAUACAAAAGUGCAAACUAAGUAUUCGAUAACAAAAGGAAACAUGUGCAGCCAGUACGUUAGUUAUUUAUUAAUUGCAAUCUUGACAAUCUCAGGGCUUGGAUUCAGUUUUAAGGUUCCUGAUCAAUCUCUCUGGCAAUCACACUAAGUGAAGAGCUUCACAAAGUCGUGACAGAUGCAAAAAGAUGGUGUAGAACUACGCGUGUCAACAUGAAUCGCAUCCUGUUAUUACAUCUCGCCUGAGGCUAAAAACACCGGCAGCAUCGCCUCCUUGAAAGGCCCAUAAGAACCUGCGAUGGGCCGUACAGGGUACACAUGCAUCAGACACGUUUUCUGCUCCCUCAACGUUUUAAUAUGGUUGUGUGCUUGUGGAAUUUUGGGUGCCGGCCUGUGGCUCCGAUUGGCUUAUUCUGGAUACACGACCCUGGUACCACAAUACAGUUUUGCAUCAGCUGAUUCUGUACUUCUUGGUUCAGGCUGCAUCACCUUUAUUGUUGCUUUCUUCGGUUGCUGUGGCGCCUGGUUCCAAUCAAGAUGCAUGCUAAUUACGUAUUUCAGUUUGGUGAUUCUGGUCUUUCUAGCAGAAUUUAUGCUGGGAACACUGGCCUUCAUUUUCAAAGAACACGUGGCAAGUUCUUUGAGGGAAGAAUUGUUAUUUGGAAUCGAAAAUCAUUAUAAUAUUACUAGAGAGCCUGGAACUCUACCUGCUGUUUGGGACCACAUUCAUACUGAGUUUCAUUGUUGUGGAGUUCGUGACUACACUGACUGGUAUCAGAUUAGUGCCUGGCCAACAGAAGAUCGAGUUCCUGAUUCCUGCUGCAUCAAACGAGAAAGAUAUUGUGGUCGACUGGAUCCUGAAGGAAGAAAUAAGGAAUUAUGGUACAAAGAAGGUUGCUCUUCUGCUAUUCAAAUGUGGGUCGUCACGAGGCUUCAUGUUGUAGGUACAGUUGGACUAGUUCUUGGAUUUCUUCAACUUUUUGGCCUCCUUACGAGUAUGAUUCUUUUUUGCACUGUUAAACAAAAAAGAACCUCACACACAUAUAAAAGUUACGACACUACGACAACCUAAUCUAAAAAUAAACAAAAAAUUAGUCUCUUUCAAAAUGCAACAAAAAAAAGGCCUACAAAGAAAAACAAUUGUUUAGAGAAAGAAAUAAAGUCUAAAUUUUCUGGUUUAAAAAAAUUCAUAUAUAGUUUAUCAAUAAUUGGUUUAAUUGAUUGAAAUAAAUAAGGCUAAUAGCGCAUUCUUGAUGCAAAAAUUUAUGUUUAAAGGUGAAAUAAUCUUAAUAUGACUUUAAACCAAAUUUUUGACUAGGUUGAAAUUCAGAAUUCUUGAAAUAGUAAUAAAGUCGGUUAAAUAUUUAAAGAAGGAAUAAAAAACGUUGUAAAAUGUUAAACGAGAAAAUAAAGCGACAAGAAAUACUAGAAUUUUUCGAGAUUUUAUGAAAUGAACUAGAUUUCCUUGAUAUCAAGGAAAUUAUUACUUGCUUAGUUGGCGGUACUCUGCGGUUUUCUUGAGAUACCACAAACAAGAAGAGAAAGAAAACAAGCGGACUGCCAUUCUAAAUUUAAAGUUGACUUUGUACGCAAAGUUAUUCCAUUGGAAAAUUAUAAAAAUUGAAAAUACACGCAACUUUAUAAUUCGCUUUGUUAAAUUCAACUCUAAAGAAGAAACAGCAGUUUAUCAAUUCAGGUACCCACUUUAAUCACUAAAGUUCUAUUAUUGAGGGUAAAUUUUAAUGAAAAAAAGUUUAAAUCUUGACAAAGAAUUAAAAAAAACAUUUAUUCAUAUUAUUAUUAAGAUAUCAUUUAUUGCAUGAAAGAAAUUGUAUCUUAUCUUUCUUUGUAUUAUUCGCAAAAGUAAUUAUAAAUCAUUUAAAAGAAGGUUCGUGUCUAAAUAACCAAGAAUAAUAGAUAUUUUAAAAAAACACGAGCCUUUUCCAUUUAAUCGAUUUUAUUUUUAAAGAACCCUUUUAUCAAUCCCAAUUAAUAAUAUCUUGUGAAAAAUAUAAUAUAGAUAUUAUUUACUAGAUAUUUUUAAUAACCGUAUUCAAUAUUCAUAGAAUAUUAUAAACUAUCGCUAAAGUGUAUUUAUAUAAAACCAAAUAUUUCAUCAAGUUUGCAUCAAUGACAUGAUCGGAUUAUUAUUCAGUUUGCAUCACUUUGUAUUCUUUCUUUGCAUGCUAUUUUUAUUCUCUCCAAGUAAUCAAUUAUAUAUGAUUAUUUAUAUUUUAUAAUGUGAUCCUUAUAAUGAUUUUCCUGUCUGGACGCUCGCAAUUAUUUUAACUUACAAUUAGUAGUACGAUAAAAACAAUAUUCUUAGGCAAGGUAUUAUAAUUUCUAGGCAAGGUAUUGUAAUUUCUUAGGCAAGGUAUUAUGAUCCAAAGAAAAAAGCUACUAUAGUUAUUAUUUAAUUAUUAUUCUAAUUUUAAGCUAACAUAUACAAAAUAUAAAAUGUGCCUAAUCUUAAGGUGUAUCUUGAAUAAGAGAAGAGUUAUAAUUAUCCGAAAAUUAUAUACAGGACUGCAUUUAGCAUAAUAUAAUCAUAUUAUAAAAUAAUCAUUAGAACGUGAAUAUCAUAACCAAGAUGUAUCAAUUUUACAUAUAAAAGUUACUAAUUGAAGAUUUCUUCUGGAAAGAAUCAAACGUGUAAAAAAUUUAAUUUUUGCAUAAUUUUGAUUUCUUACACAUAAGCUUGCUGGAAAUAUUACAGAUUACAGCGUCAGUGUUCUCCAAAGGAUCUUCCAUAUUUAUUCUCAUUUUCAGUAUCUAUUAUUUUUUAUUUUAAUUAUAUAAUAGAAAAACUUGAUUUAAGUUAAAUAUUUAGAAUUAAUUAUAUAUUUAUAUCACAUGAACGCGUUAGAUGAUAAUUAUCCUACUUUAUAAUUGUCUUAUAAUAUUACUAUUAUUAUUAUAUCUUACUUGUAAGUAAACACACACUGCAGAAAGUAAGAAAAUCGUAAUUUAACGAGAUAUAUUUAUUCCGAUCUAUAGACACUGUAUGUACAUUUUAAACGCUUAUUACAGUUUAUAACAAUUACAUAUAAACAAAAUAGUCUA
Messenger RNA from Belonocnema kinseyi, 3173 nucleotides. It is a transcript of the gene Tsp5D, whose product is annotated as tetraspanin-9. The coding region runs from base 409 to 1182 and encodes 257 amino acids. Gene Ontology annotation, cellular component: membrane. Lineage: Eukaryota; Metazoa; Arthropoda; Insecta; Hymenoptera; Cynipidae. The transcript has 7 exons. The record is from RefSeq and is a predicted model, not a curated record.